UCUCCAAUUUAAUUGUUUUUUCGUCAAGCAUCUAAAUAUGCAAAAGAUCCCGAGCCCGAGCACCGGAGAAGAAGAUGGAGCGUGUGUGCCAAGUCGCGUUAUCGUCGUUGCGGAGGAUCCCGCGAUGGUGGAUCUCGGCUGGUGCGCGCGGGUACAUCACCUCGAGAAUAAACGGGUCGAGAAGGUCGCCCGGGCGGUGGGGGGUCGGAGCGGAGGGGCGGAGAGAGGCGGUGGGGACGUCGGAGCGUUUGUGUCGCGACGCCGACGGCGAAUGACAGUCAGUGAGCGGCGAGCUCUCGCGAACGACGGAACGUUUGACGGUCGCCCGAUUCGCCGGACUCGAGACCACAUUCCUUCGCGAUCUCACGCACGGCUGCGGAGCGAAGGAAUCGAGCGUCGGGAGGCAACUAUUAUUAUAACAGGGCAGAGGGGAGGCAAGCGUGUUUGCGUGUGGGUGGUGCGAGUUGAAUGUGUAUAUUGUAGCGUCGCGGAUCCGAGUGCUGUGAUAAACAAGACUGAGAAGAGUUUUUUUGGCGGUGUUGUAAGAGAAAAAUCUGAAAAAGCGGGAAAAAACAUUCCAAAUAAAUAAAAUUUGAG
Molecule: messenger RNA, 597 nt
Organism: Venturia canescens
Lineage: Eukaryota; Metazoa; Arthropoda; Insecta; Hymenoptera; Ichneumonidae
Exons: 3
Coding region: 38-589 (183 amino acids)
Source: RefSeq, a predicted model, not a curated record